AUGGAAUCUGAUUCCGCAUUACACGGUGAUGUUCUUGAUGGCGCGGAAGUGUCGCCUUCCGCCGACAACCAGCAAGAAACGGCCGCAGAAAUAUCUGAAAAUAAUGGAACAGAGGACGAAUCUGGAGCCACUCCAGGCGAGAGUGCGGAAGCGGUAGAUGGUGAGCUAGAGCACGCAGUGCCAGCCAGUAGCAGCGAUGGUUUGGAUCUGGAGUCGGUGGUACACCUCGCGGGCACUGACCAGCCUAUGGAGCAAGCUCAAGCUGAAGGUGAAGAUGAGAUGGACAUAGAUGACACCACAGCUGGCGCUGUCGCCGACGAGUCAGCUUACAUUGGAGACAACUGUCUCUCCACUCCUGCAACAACAGAGGAUAAUUCUCCUCAGGACACCGAAGGCACUCUUGACCCCAUGAUGAAAGAGCAGGGUUUAGAAGAGGAAGGCGGGGACGAUCAAGAGGAGUCUCCUGACCAGUCCAUUAGUUCAGCCAUCCCCACUGACAGUGGAGUGGGUGAUGGAGCACCCAUGUCUCAGGAUGACGAAUCAAGUACAAUGGACGACGACCUGGGCGGUGGCGAGGGCGUCGCCAGCAGCGAUGACGUCAAUGACAUCAGCAGCGCUGCGCAGGAGUCGCUUAGCACUGGCAUUAGUUCGAGCACGGCCGAGACCGGUGCUGAUAUCUCAUCCAGCGGCCAAUCUGAGGCGGCCCUUAUCUCCUCUACUGCCAACGGGCCGGCGCCGCUUCAUUCCUUCUCCCUCAAUGAUUCCAAGGAGGAUCCUAAUGAAGUCGCCGAUGCAGACACAUCUGAGAUGGCAGGCGCGGCCGACACCAUGCCGACCGUUAGCGAAUCGAUGCCGCUGCUGAGCAUGGGCGCCAACGGUUCUGCGCUGCUUUCCCCCACAUUGCAAGGCGAGGAAGGCGGCGUCGGGAAAGUGUCGUCGUCAGUGGGUUCGGUGGGCGAGGCGGAGGGGGCAGUAAGCAGCUCGGGCUGCGCAGGAGGCGCAGCACCCCCGUUGCCGCCCACUGAUGCGGCGCACGCGCUUGCCACACUGGCGAGCGCCGCGCUGCACCACCACGAACAGGCUGAAUCCGAAGAACCGAAAAAGCAAAAUGAUGAAGACACAUGGUAUACAGUGGGCAUUGUCAAAGGAACUACGUUUACGGUCCAGAACUACAUUUCAGACCCGAACGUGGACAUGUCAAGUUUGUCCCUAGACAACCUGCCUGACCUGUCAGCGUUCGGAACCACUCCACUCGAACACGGCACUGCCUACAAAUUCCGCAUAGCUGCGAUUAACUCCUGCGGACGUGGAGAAUGGAGCGAAGAAUCUGCAUUCAAAACGUGUCUGCCAGGCUUCCCCGGCGCGCCGUCGGCUAUUAAAAUUUCCAAAUCCCCUGAAGGCGCGCAUCUUUCUUGGGAGCCUCCACAGGUCGCCGCAGAGGGCAUCUUCGAGUACUCCGUGUACCUCGCUGUUCGCUCUAACACACAACCCAAGGAGGCGUCAAAAUCGCAGCUGGCAUUCGUGCGUGUGUACUGCGGCAAAACAAACACAUGUGUGGUACCACAAUCGUCUCUUAGCGCGGCACACGUUGACUCCUCCACAAAACCAGCUAUCAUCUUUCGCAUUGCUGCGCGGAAUGAGAAGGGCUAUGGACCCGCUACGCAAGUCAGGUGGCUGCAAGAUAUCAAAUCAACAGGAGUGAAGCGAGCAGGCGAAGGCAGACUACCCGGCGCAUCUCCUUCCAAGCAACCGAAACAAAUUCUUCACUAAGUGUUGAUAUUGACUAUAGUUUAGUUUAAGAAUUAAGUACGCCAAGGACAGUUUAUCCAUCGCGGUCUUGUACAUUUUAUUACAGGCGUAGUGUAGAUUACUUUUUGUAAACGGUGGCCAGGUUAGUUGACUCUCGCGAUUUCGUGGAUCAUAUGAGAACUCAUUUCUUUUAUGGGAACAGGAGCAAUGUCAAAUUAGCGCCCCCUAUUUCAGACUACAAAAGUUAUUCGUCGGGUUUUCAAAUGAAGGUAUUUUUUUAUAAAAAAAUGAAACUAGGUUUUCGUCAUAGAGGCAGAGGCUUUAUUUAGAUCCUACACUAAUAUCCGGAAGAAUAAACAAUUCGUUAGUCCGACAUUUAAGACGUUAACAGAGAUCUCGAAAUGCAUCUUAACCUAUUUGGUAUUCAUAAACUAUAAUCAUAGGUAUCUUGCACGAUACAAUGUGAACGCUUUACAGUGACAGCGUUUAUCGUAAAAUUAAAUGUGAGUACGAGGCACUCCGUUUCGCUAUUUGGAUCUCAAAAAACCAACCACGGACUUUAACUGUGCGAUUUCCAAAGGCUUUCUGUGUAGUUGCAGCCCACUGCUUUUCCAUAGAGGAGUAUCAACAACGUACUGACAAAGUUCAAUUAUUUACGUUUUAUAUUGAACAUUUCGAAUAUAAGCACUACGGCAUGCAAAGUAUUGAUAUUUUUGUUUGGUAUUUAAGUACUGUCCAUGAAAGUGUUAAGUCACAAAGACCGUACACUCAAUUAAUUUGGACUUAAUAUCGAUUUUGAACCGUAACUCUGGUGCUGAGUGACAUUUAUGUCGUCGCAUAAUUUAAUGCACAGUCAAUGGAGCAAUCGUUGAUGUCCACUUUAGUUUAAGAAAGUCAGUUGAUUUAAGUAAGAUCUUCAGUGCGGUCUUACAUUUUAUAUGGAUGUAUUAAUAGGGGCCUAAAGAUACGCACGGUACAUGUACAAAUGCACUGAAGAUAAUAGGACAUUUGAAAUUUGUAAAAAGAAUUUGAAAAAAAAAAUGUAAAAAGAAUCGACGAUCUUUGGUCGAAAUUCGGACUCGAUGUCGGAUAAAAUUGUUUCGUGGUAACUUCCGCCUGAUACGAACCUAAAACGACGAUUGUUGCUUCGUUUUUCGGAUUUCGUGGUAGACGUAGGUGCUACUGGCGACGCGACUUUUAGGGCUUGUGUCACGGCCGGUCAGUGUAAUGACGCAAAGUUAGAAGAGUCCAUCUUUUUGGAACAUAAACUUACUCUUGCUGCUGUAAAUAUAAAUUUCAUAUAACACAUUUUUAUAAUUGCUUCAAAUGCGUAAAAACGUAAAUAAUAAUUGUAAGAAAUGACCCGGAAUUAUUUUGGUCAUAAAAUUUUCGUUUCGCUAUUACUGCGUCUUAAAAUGAAAUUAUUUAUAUUAAUUACGAAUCAUUAAUGAAAUCUACUGUAAUGAUAUUUCGAUAUUAUUUAGAAAUGAUUUGCUUUCCUAUCGUUUAUGAUAAAGUAGAUAGUAAAGUGGCAGUGAAAAAAAAACCAUAGGUUCAGUACUUUCUAUACAUCAAAGCGAGGAGCGUAAACCAUGUCAUGAUAGUGUGUGUGGUUUAAUUUUUGGGUAUUAUUAUAUGCGAUAGAUUAACAUAGUUUUAUGUUAUCCUUGUUUUAAAAGUGUAAAUGUGCUCAAUAUACCUAAGUAUCUCAUAAACAGUCCAUCGUUUGCGCUAUGCCUUAAUGAAAUGAAUGUUAGAUUUUUGUAAGUAAUGAAACCUUAUUGACAUUGUUCCAAAAAUGUUAUUGUACACCGAAAGUAUAUAUGCUUUUCAUUCCCAAUUUACUAUCACAAUUUAAGUGUAAUUACAUGAGGGCUAUCAUUAUUACACUCGUCAAAACGCACAUGUUCAAUAUAGCUGUCAAAGUAUGCAAGGAGAACGAGAGGAAGUAUGUGUGAAAGGUAAGUAGACGGUCAAAGUGUAAUAAAAAAAUAUUUACCAAGUAUAUCGCACCCUUAGGUGUAAUAACGCCACAUCGGCAAAAUGGCAAUUUUUCAGCAGAGGCUUAAAGAUUAUACGAACGAAAUUAGUCGAUAACGUUUUUAUGCUUAAAUAGGAGAUGUAUAAAAUUUCACAUUUACAUAAUUUGUUUCAUGUAGUUCGCAUUGUUUGUAUGACUAUCACCAAUUUCAUGUCUCUAAAAACACUUUUGACGUAUUAUCACAAGUGACUUUAUUAUAACAAAGGUACGAUAUAAUAUUGGAAAUUUUAAUUGGGAGGCUGAAUAAUCUUUACUGAAACUCAUUGUUAUGUGAUUAUAAUGUAAAGCGUAGCAACCAAACUAUCCCGAUAAAUUUUUACAAAGUUUGGGAGAACCUUCUUCUUUAUUUGUAUGUUAUAUCAUUUAAAAGGAUAAAUAAAAAGCAUCAAUUGUCCACUGUUUUGACAUCAAAUACCUUAUUCCGCAAACUUUCGAGUGUGGAGAAUGGCGAGAUCCUUGGCAAUGCCAUUGUCUUCAAUCUCAUCAGUUUGAUGUUGACAUCUAAGGGAAGCGUUAUUGGUCUUGUAGACCAUCGGGGUCUCGUUUACAAUGGUAGCCCCCAGUACUGAGUUAUCUCUAUAUGUCACAGGAUCGAAUCGUCGCAUAGAAAAUAAAUGGCCCGAUUUCUCACCGAUCUAGAACUUUUAUUUUCCUAAUUUGACUUUAAAAAAAUUACAGGCCCAUGGGAUUUCUCAAUUUAUGUCACAGGGUGACGGUUGGGCAUGUCACUUACCAUCAGGCGUACGACUUGUUCCGUGCCAUAGCUUGGUAUAAAAACAAAAUACAGAUUCUUGUGUAUGAAUCGAUUAAACAAUAAGUAGACGGAAAUGUAUUAAUGUGAUAAGAGCAUUGAAAAAGAACGAAAUUAUUACACUUUUUUAAAAUAUACGGAUCCGGAAUUAUUCUAUGGACAAAAUUUGUGACGAAUUGAGACUGUGACGAGUAGCAAUUAACUCCCAUGACUUAGUGAAUGUAAUUAUAUUAUUUUUUUAAAUUAAUUCUUUGUACCUCAUGUCGUUGCAGAGUAAGGUGUCGAAUGACUGAUUAAGAUGAAGUGUAUAGUAUUAAAGUAAGUAGAUUGAAUGGGGUGCAAAUUAUGAGGGUGUAACCACACGAGCUGCAUUCCGACUGAAUGUUA
Molecule: messenger RNA, 4928 nt
Organism: Hyposmocoma kahamanoa
Lineage: Eukaryota; Metazoa; Arthropoda; Insecta; Lepidoptera; Cosmopterigidae
Product: host cell factor-like
Exons: 13
Coding region: 1-1770 (589 amino acids)
Biological process (GO): regulation of DNA-templated transcription; chromatin remodeling
Cellular component (GO): histone methyltransferase complex
Molecular function (GO): transcription coactivator activity; protein binding
Source: RefSeq, a predicted model, not a curated record